This is a messenger RNA of Aphidius gifuensis, 2055 nucleotides long. It is a transcript of the gene TfIIFalpha, whose product is annotated as general transcription factor IIF subunit 1. The transcript is spliced from 5 exons. The coding region runs from base 196 to 2013 and encodes 605 amino acids. Gene Ontology annotation, biological process: positive regulation of transcription elongation by RNA polymerase II; transcription initiation at RNA polymerase II promoter. Gene Ontology annotation, molecular function: DNA binding; TFIIF-class transcription factor complex binding; RNA polymerase II general transcription initiation factor activity. The record is from RefSeq and is a predicted model, not a curated record. NCBI's taxonomy places the organism in Eukaryota, Metazoa, Arthropoda, Insecta, Hymenoptera, Braconidae. Gene Ontology annotation, cellular component: nucleus; transcription factor TFIIF complex.
UCUAUACAUCGACGUUGAUCGAAUGGCGAUUUUCGUUUAUUUUCAUAUCACAUUUAUCGUUGGUCACACAUGUUGUACUGAACUACUUAAAACUUACAAUAUAAUUAACAAUAAUUAUUUAAUUGUAUUAAUUGUUAUUGACUCUUUUAGUUAUUUAUUAUUUAAAAAUAAUUGUAAUAAUUUAAUUGAAAAAAUAUGAGUAAUACUCAAGAGUUCAGCAUCAGAGUUCCCAAGAGUUCAAAAAAAAAAUACAAUGUUAUGAGAUUCAAUGCAACAUUGAACGUGGAUUUCACAAAAUGGGGCUCAACAAAAAUGGAACGUGAAAAUAAUAUGAAAGAAUACAAGGGAUUUGAUGAGGAAAUGCCAAAAUUUGGUGCUGGUUCAGAAUUUGGUAGAGAUGCAAGAGAAGAAGCUAGACGUAAAAAAUUUGGUAUAAACAGUAAAAAAUAUAAACCAGAUAAUCAACCAUGGAUACUUAAAUCUGAUGGUAAAACUGGUAAAAAAUUCAAGGGUAUUAGAGAAGGUGGUAUCAGUGAAAAUACAUCAUACUAUGUUUUUACUCAAGCUCCUGGCAAUGCAAUUGAAGCUUUUCCUAUUCAAGAAUGGUACAAUUUUCAACCAAUUCAAAGAUACAAAACUCUGAGUGCUGAAGAAGCUGAACAUGAAUUUAGUCGUGGUAUUAAAACAUUAAAUUAUUAUAAUUUGAUGGUUCGUCAUCGUUGUAAAAAUGAACAAGAGGGCAAUGAAGAUGGUAAUGAAGGCCCAAUUGAAAAUGGUAAAAAAAUUAAAAGCACUAAAUUUGAAAAAGAUUUAAAAAUAUCUGAUAUGGAUGAAUUAAUGAGUGAUAAUGAUGAUGACGAUGAUGAUGAUGAUGAUGAGAAUGAUGCUGCUACUGCUAGUGGUGAUGAAAAGAAAAAAAAAAAAAAUUCAGAUGAUGAAGAUAAAUCUUUUGAUAAAAAAAAGAAAAACAAAGGAAAACAAAUUGCAAAGAAAAAAAAGAAAAAUACAUCUGAUGAUGAAGCAUUUGAAGACAGUGAUGAUGGUGAUGAAGAAGGAAGAGAACGUGAUUAUAUAUCUGAUUCAUCUGAUUCAGAGCCUGAAAAAGAACAACUUAAACAAUACAAGGGUGUUUCUGAAGAAGAUGGAUUGAGAAAUUUAAUUGGAUCUGACGACGAAGAUGAAGAUGAAGAAAAUAAUAAAACAGAUGCUAUUGAUGAUAUUGAUGACGAGGAUAAUGAUGAUGCUAAAGAUAAGGCUGAUGCUGGUAAUAUUGGUUCAUUGACUGCUGUUGGUUCUUCUACAACAACUAGUGGUGGUGGUGGUGCUACUACUACUGCUACUACUAGUACUGGUAAUAAAACUGGUGGUGGUGGCAGUAAAGAUUCCGACAAAAGAAAAGAUAAUAAAAAGAAAAAAAGUAAAAAAAAUUCAAAAAAACAACCUGGUGUUAAACAAUCAUCAAGUGAUUUUUCAAGUGAUUCUGAUACAGAUCCAGAAAUUUCAACACUUAAAGAAAAACAAAAAGAAAAAGAUAAUAAAAUUAAAGAUUCUAAAAAAAUAAAUAGUACACAAAAUUCAAGAUCUGCAACACCAAUAGUAUCAGGUUCAUCAAGUACAAAUACAAAUGCAAAUAAAAUAAUCAAUGAUUCUGCAAAUAAACGUAAACACAAUGAUUUGUCAUCUGAGACAUCAUCACAAGCUAAAAAAAUUAAAACAGAUAAUAAUAAUACUAGCACAAUAUCAUCAACAACUUCAGCUCCAUUGUCAGUGUCAGUUGUAAAUACAUCAUCAAGUAUUUCAGGAUCAAGUGAAUCAGGAAUAUCUGAGGAAGCAGUACGACGUUAUCUUACCAGAAAACCCAUGACAACAACUGAAUUGUUGCAGAAAUUUAAAUCUAAAAAAACUGGUAUGACCUCGGAUGAAUUGGUCCAAACCAUGACUCAAAUACUUAAAAAAAUUAAUCCAACAAAACAAAUGAUACAACACAAAAUGUAUCUAUCACUAAAAGGAUAAAAAAUUUAUUAUUAUUAUUAUUAUUAUUGUAUUUUCAUUUAA